AUGAUCAGGAUAGAAAACACGACGUUUGGCACCAUACUCCGGUUUGCUACGUUCUACUUGCCGCUGUGGCUGGCCAUCGCAUAUUCCUUGUGGGUUUAUUGGUGUGUGUCCCAGCGACUCACGAAGCUGCUGGAGCAGGUGUCAGUAAGUAAUGCGGAUGACUACGAGGGAAAUGCUUUUGACUAUCAGAAGGACAUCGAUCGGCAGAGGAGAUCUCUGCGAUUGAUGAUGUACCUUCCUCUGAUUUUGGUCUUCUGCUGGUCUCCGAGCUCUGUGCGACGAUUGCUGGACAUUUUGUUCCCGCGCAUGGGCCGGUCCCUGCUGGACUAUGUGUGCGUCUUUGCUGGCCCUCUGCAAGGCUUCCUGAAUGCUUUAGUGUACGGUGCGACGCCUGCUGUCAGGGAUGCCAUGACAGGCCGCUUGGACAACAGCGCUGCCAAGCUCAAAAGCAUCAAGGCAAAGCUGCGAUCGCUUCGGCCUGGAAGACGGCGUGACUUCCGACACUUCUCCGAGGCCCCAGGCGAGAGCUCGCCUGGAGAGCCCGUGCCGACGCAGCUGCUCAGAGAGAAGACUCCAAGCGCCAUAAAGACCGUGUAG
Molecule: messenger RNA, 597 nt
Organism: Symbiodinium natans
Lineage: Eukaryota; Dinophyceae; Suessiales; Symbiodiniaceae
Source: the annotation of a GenBank genome assembly